Molecule: messenger RNA, 12563 nt
Organism: Rhopalosiphum maidis (corn leaf aphid)
Lineage: Eukaryota; Metazoa; Arthropoda; Insecta; Hemiptera; Aphididae
Gene: Itpr
Product: inositol 1,4,5-trisphosphate receptor
Biological process (GO): calcium ion transmembrane transport
Cellular component (GO): membrane
Molecular function (GO): calcium channel activity
Source: RefSeq, a predicted model, not a curated record
ACACCGUAAAAUAUUAUUAAUAACGCCUAAUAUAAAACAUAACUAAUACGGUCGUCAGUCGCGGCGGUACGCGUAUUAAGCUCGCCGUCAACGUGAAUUUGAUUUAUCGGUUUCGCAGUACUGCGUAUCUGUUGUGUGUUUGUGUGUAUUUGUGUAUGCGUUUCUUAGUUCGUAUGUGUGCGUGAGUUUUAAUACGACAUUUUAGUCGUGUUGAGAGUACGAAUGGUACAAUAAUUGUUCAACGCCCGUGGCGACUUUUCCGUCCGUAUUCCACACGUCGGAUAUUUAAAGUCCUUCGGCCUAUUGCUGCUCAACGGCGUUGACGUCAGCGACGGACGGUUUGGUCGGUCAGACUUGUGUUCGGCGGUGGUGGUGCCGCGGUCCGCUCUUCCGAGCGCCGUGCUCAUCUAUGGACUUUGGAUCGGACUUGUUGAGCCGGUUCAACACUCCCGACUCCUCUGUGCGACAAUAAUAACUCAAAUAUCUGUCGGUUGCGACACCUUACGGUUUCCUUUGCGAUCUGUAUUUUUCCGCUCACAGUGUCAGAGAUACUGAGUCCAGACUAUCAUGGAUUAUUUCAUCAUUAGUGUAAUCGAAGGUCGAUAGCACAUAGCAUAUGUUUAAAAGUUACAGAUAACAAAAAAAAGUCAUUAAGAUGAUGAUUUCACCAGGAGGUGGUGGCGGGCACCAGACGUCAGCCGCUGCCGCAGCCGCGGCGGCUGCUGCAGCUGCAGCUGCUGCUUCCUCUGCAGCAGCAGCGGCUGCAUCUUCGUCCUCCUCAGCUGCCAGUAGCUUUUUGCACUUGGGUGAUGUGGUAUCGCUGUACUCAGAAGGCAGUGUGUCAGGCUUCCUGAGCACCUUGGGUCUAGUGGAUGAUAGAGCUGUUGUUUGUCCUGAAGCAGGGGAUCUAAACAAUCCACCAAAAAAAUUCCGAGACUGUCUUUUUAUGAUGUGUCCAAUGAAUCGGUAUUCGGCACAAAAGCAAUUUUGGAAAGCAGCCAAACAACAACAGCUUCAGCAACAUCAACGUUUGGGUGGUAAUGGAUUUCCACCCGGGAUAGGACCGUUGGGACCAACGACAACAGUAGGACCUCCGAUAGCUACAGAUACUGUUUUAAUUAAGCGUCUGCAUCAUGCUGCUGAGAUAGAGAAGCGCCAGAAUGAGUCAGAGAACCGUAAAUUAUUGGGGACUGUAAUCCAAUAUGGCACUGUUGUACAGCUUUUACACUUAAAAUCCAAUAAAUACUUGACUGUGAACAAACGUCUACCUGCCCUGUUAGAAAAAAACGCUAUGCGCGUUUACCUUGAUGCAAACGGUAAUGAGGGCUCAUGGUGGUAUGUGAUGCCAUUUUAUAAGCUGCGUUCCACUGGUGAUAAUGUUGUUCUCGGAGAUAAAGUCACCAUGGUGCCAGCCUGUGUGGGCGGUGGUGGUGCGUCACUUGGUACACCUGGUUUGGGAGGUGCCAUGGGUGGUACAAUGGGAUUUGGCUUCGGAGGAGGCAGUGGAUUUGGUGGAGGAGGAGGAUUCGGCGGUGUUGGUUCAUUUGGUAGUAGCAGCUUUGGAGGUGGUGGCUACUAUAAUCAUCAACAACAACAAGUUGCGUUGCACGUUGCUGGAAAUUAUGAGCUUCCCGACAAUCCAGGCUGCAAAGAGGUAAACGUUGUCAAUGCUGCCACAGGCUCAUCCAUCCAUCAUCAUGUUCAACAUGGUAACAAUCAACAAAUUCAACAGUAUCAACAACAGUCAUGGAAGGUCACUUUAUUCAUGGAGCACCGAGAUAAUCAAGAUGAUGUGUUGAAAGGAGGAGACGUUCUACGAUUAUUUCAUGCUGAACAAGAAAAGUUUCUUACAAUGGAUGAAUAUAAAAGACAACAACAUGUAUUCUUACGAACUACAGGGCGGACUUCAGCCACGGCUGCCACAUCGAGCAAAGCACUUUGGGAAGUGGAGGUAGUGCAACACGAUCCUUGUCGUGGUGGUGCCGGCCAUUGGAACUGUCUAUUUCGGUUUAAACACCUUGCUACCGGCCAUUACCUAGCUGCUGAAAUAGAUGACGACGAGACUAUGGAUCAAAUGCGAUCAAAACUCAGAGAUGUUCAUGGUGGACCUGUUUAUCAUUUGGUAUCAGUGCCACAUUCCAAUGAGAUAUCUUCAUUAUUUGAACUUGAUCCUACAACAUUGUACCAGGGCCGAAGUGGUCAAAGUAGAAUGGCUGCCCGGCAAUUACAAUCAGGUGGCACUCCGGCAUACGGUGGAUCAUCUGGAACACCAGCAAUUUCAGGUUAUGGAGGAGGUUAUGGUUCUACAACAAUGGCAAUUCAACAUCAUCAUCAACCAGCCAACUUAGACUCAGUAGUGCCACAGUCUUCAUAUGUUCGUCUCCAUCAUUUGUGUACCAAUACAUGGGUCCACAGCACUUCAAUUCCUAUAGACAAGGAUGAAGAUAAACCAGUCAUGUCUAAAGUUGGCUGUGCUCCAGUUAAAGAUGACAAAGAGGCAUUUGCCCUGAUACCAGUAUCACCGUCUGAGGUGCGUGACUUGGAUUUUGCCAAUGAUGCAUGUAAAGUGUUGGCGUGUAACAGUGCCAAGUUAUUAGAAAAUGGUUCAAUAUCAGCUAAUGAAAGACGGGCUGUCACAACGCUGCUUCAAGAUAUUGUUUACUUUGUGGCUGAUAUGGAAAAUGAACAAAACAAAUCAGAAGCAUUGGAAUUGGUAGUAGCCAAUCCAAAUAGAGACCGGCAAAAAUUGCUCCGUGAACAAGACAUACUCAAGCAACUUUUCAAGAUACUACAAGCUCCAUUUGUAAUGGAUAAUGUCAUAAACUCUAGUAGUGGAGGAAACAAUAAUGGAAGUAAUGGUGUACGAGAUAAUUGUGGCGGAGUAGCUGCUGCUGCAUUAAUAACAACAACUGAAUCUCCAGAUGGAGAUAACCAAAAAUAUGCGGCUGCAUAUAAAUACAUGUUCCGGCUAUGUUAUCGUAUAUUGCGACUUAGUCAGCACGAUUAUCGAAAAAAUCAGGAAUACAUUGCCAAACAUUUUGGGUUCAUGCAAAAACAAAUAGGUCUUGACAUUCUUGCCGAGGACACAAUAACGGCACUAUUGCACAAUAAUCGAAAACUGCUUGAAAAACACAUCACAGCUGCAGAAAUUGAGACGUUUGUUGGCCUAGUAAGGUUAAAAAAUGGUGGCGGUGGAGGAUUUAGUCAGUCUGCACCCAGAUUCCUUGAUUAUCUAAGUGACUUAUGCAUAUCGAAUAAGAAAGCCAUUGCCAUCACACAGGAACUGAUAUGUAAAAGUGUGCUGUUAAGUGGUUCUCGGGACAUUCUUAUAGAAACCAGAAUGAUGAAGCGAUUGGUACAGCGUCAACAGAGCAAAGUUGGAACAGCUCCUUCAUUUAAUAUUCACGAAUUGACUAAUGCUGAUUUUUCGGAUUCUGACUUAAAUGAUGACCAGGUGGUCAUGUUAUCUUGGAAUAAUGGAAAGAAUUUCAAAUCGUUGGUUGACCUAUCAGCAGAGGCUCGUCGCUGGCAGUUACAGCAACUACAGCAUCUACACCAACACAAUAAAACUGGUGCAGCUGCAACAGCAGCAGCAAAAAACUGUAAUGGUUAUGAUGAUUGGCAUCUGCUUGAAUACUAUCGACAUCAAUUGGACCUGUUCUCAAAUAUGUGCUUAAACCGUCAAUAUUUGGCACUGAACAAUCUUUCACCACAUCUAGAUAUCGACUUAAUACUUAAAUGCAUGGCUGAUGAGAAUGUUCGUUAUGAUUUACGGGCUUCAUUUUGUCGGCUUAUGUUGCACCUGCAUGUAGACCGUGACCCUCAGGAACCUGUUACUCCUGUCAAAUACGCUCGACUGUGGUCCGAAAUUCCAUUAAAAAUAAGCAUUGAUGACUACGAUAACAAUAGAAGGUUAAACAAUGAUACGGCUGCUGCUCAACAAGUACGCACUCGAUUUAGCUCAACAAUUGCAUUUGUUGAGGACUAUUUGUUUAAUGUUGUGGCAAAAAUGUGGAACUUUCAAGAUGCUCAACAAAACAAGUUGACUUUUGAGGUAGUUAAGCUGGCCAGAGACUUGAUUUAUUUUGGAUUCUAUAGUUUUGGUGACUUGCUCCGACUCACGAAAACGCUAUUGAGCAUUUUAGAUUGUGUAUCAGAAAACGAUUUUGCUGCUGUUGGCCGUGGAAAUGGAAGUGAUAUUGUUAACAGCGUUUCGGCGGCGGUUGCAGCUACAUCAACAACAUCGACAACAUCGGCAGAUGUGCAAGCUGAAGGGAUUGGUGCUAUGCGAUCGGCCAUCGGAGACGUUGGUGCUGUAGUUACUGGACUUACGCUUGGUGGAGGUAGUGGACGCAGGCAUCCACCACCGCUAUUAAAUAAAUCAAAAUCUACGUUGAGUAUGGUCACUACAGCUACGACAGGUUCAUCGUCUUCAUCACUACUACACCAGCAGACCACUGGUAGCAGUGGUUCAACAAUCGUGAGUGGUGAAGCGUAUCCCCUGGUCAUGGACACAAAAUUGAAAAUUAUUGAAAUAUUACAGUUUAUAUUGGACGUUCGCUUAGAUUACCGCAUCGGAUGUUUGCUGUCAAUUUUUAAACGGGAAUUCGAUGAAAUUGAAAAGUCAGCAGCGGUAGCUGCUGCAGCAUCCAUUUCCAAUUUAUCGCAGGAGACAACCACAACAAGUGGGUCACCAACAAAUUCUACCAAUACCACAACAGCAUCUUCCACAACAUCAUCAUCAUCUGUGUCGUCAUCGGCGUUUAUUGAUCAUCUUUACCAUAAGUCCAUCGAUUUGGAACGAGUCGGUGCUCAAGCUGAAGGAAUAUUUGGUGAAAGCGAAGAGUGUGGUGGUGCUGCUUUGGAUCUAGACGACAACGGCGGCCGAAUGUUUUUGCGCGUGCUCCUGCACCUGACCAUGCAUGAUUACCCUGCACUAGUCUCGGGAGCAUUACACUUGUUGUUCCGGCAUUUUAGCCAACGGCAGGAAGUGUUACAAGCGUUCAAACAGGUACAACUUCUAGUUUCGGACGCUGACGUUGAAUCGUAUAAACAAAUAAAAUCAGAUUUAGAUGUGUUACGACAAAGUGUGGAGAAAUCUGAAUUGUGGGUUUACAAAUCAAAUAAACCGACUGCUGCUACAGUAGCUACUGGUAGUAACCAACAAUUACAUAAUGACAGUGAUGAACACCAACAACAAACAUCCACGUCUAUUGACCAAAUAUCUACAACGACGACAGAUACUACCACACCAGUGGCUUUAACGUCAUCUACAAACGCCAGCGAAACUACAUCAUCGCAAUCGACAGUAGUGAAUGGUAACCAUGUUACAACCCUGGGUCAACCUACAAAUACAACUGAAAAAGGAGCCUAUGACACUAUUGCAGUCGACGGUGGCAAUGAACAAGAAGACGAAGAUGAUGAAUACAAAAAAAUACAAAAGAUUCUGAUCAGAAUGAAUGAACUGUGCGUUACUUGCGUACCAACAGCAGUGGGUACUGGGUUAAAGUCAUCAUCUUCUAGAUCGAAUUUAUUCAUUGGAGGAACUCUGUCUAGCAUAGGCUCAACAGUGAUAAAAAAGCCCAAGAAACACGAACAACGACUAUUACGUAAUGUAGGCGUACAUACGGUAGUGUUAGACCUUCUACAGGUGCCGUACGAUCGAAAAGGGGAUCGGCGUAUGGAUGGUCUGAUGGAACUAGCACAUGAAUUUCUUCAAUCGUUUUGCCUAGGUAAUCCGCAAAACCAGCAUUUACUACAUGCACACCUGGAUCUAUUUCUUAAUCCUGAGAUUCGUGACGCACGUACCGUUUGUGCUAUAUUCAAAGACAACCCCGUGCUGUGUAACGAGAUCGGCGGCGGCGGCGGUGAUAAAGUUGUCCAACAUUUUAUACACUGUAUUGAAUCACAGGGAAAGCGGGUCGAAUACUUGGAGUUUUUUCAGACAAUAGUUGGCUGUUGUUCACCUACACCAGGCUCCGCCUCAGUGUCUGAUCCCUCAGUGCAGGAACCAGAAAAUUACUACUAUGGUAGUGGUGGCAUGAAGCAGCGUCAUGGUGCAGCUGCAGCCGCAGCCGCUGCCAUACAAAAGCAGCAGUUCAUCAGGAAAUCACAGGACAUGGUUAUGCAAGAAUUACUUAAUGCCGGCGAAGACGUGUUGGUGUUUUAUAAUGACAAUAAGGCAUCGUUCCAACAAUUUGUAGAAAUGAUGCGAAAUGAACGUGAUCGACAGUAUCGAGAAGACGUGCAAAUGUUGGUAGUGUCGGCAGUCGAUUGUAGAAAAGCAUCUGAUAAACAACAGGAGGCCAAUCAUAAUACACUUAUGUCAGCUUCAGAUAUUGGAGAUACAUUAUCAACAGAAGAUUGUUCUUUGAGAGAGGGAAUGACGUUGGCUGCAGAAUCUGAAUAUGAAGACAAUAAUGAUCAUAAUGCUCUAAGAUACCACAUUGAGUUGGUUAAACUGUUGGCCUAUUGUACUAUGGGUAAGAAUGUGUACACGGAAAUCAAAUGUCACAGCCUAUUGCCAUUGGAUGAUAUUGUCGCUAUGGUGUCACAUCCAGACUGCAUACCAGAGGUAAAAGAGGCAUAUGUCAACUUUUUAAACCAUUGUUAUGUUGACACUGAGGUUGAGAUGAAAGAAAUAUAUGCGUCAAACCACAUGUGGACAGUAUUUGAAAAGAGUUUCUUACCUGACAUGAACCGUGUAGCAGACCAAGUGGCAGCUGCGGCUAUGACUACUUCGCCACCGACUAUUACUAGUGUUACCCUCACCAAAUCGCAUUGCAAACUAGUAAAAUACGUAUGCGACUCUUUGAUCACCGUUAUUGGUUCAUUUUUUGGAAGUCCAUUUUCAACGACAGCCGCAGCAGCCGCUGCAGCGGCAGCUGUAUCAACUGCAUCAUCGUCAGACCAUCAACAUCAUCACCACCGACUGCAAACUGGUGCUGACGAAAGUGGCAAUGGUUCAUCUUCGACUAUAACAGCAUCUACUACAUUGGCUGGUAAUACUAAUGCUGCCGCUGUUGUACAGGCUAGACAACCUAUAUUCGUUCAGCUCUUACAAGCUGCAGUUCGGGUACAUCAACAAUUGACUGCUGCUGGUCAUUUGACCAUCCAACAACGAUUCAAUGUGGAAAACACAAUACGCACACUUUCGGAUUACGCUAAAAAUAUGUCAAUCGAUCUUCCUUCACAAUUACAAAUUCACAUAAAUAGCAUAUUCAACAGACAAUCACAAACCAGUGGAGGAAUAUCUGGUGGAAAUUCAUCACCAUCAGCGCUAUUGCUUCGAAGACAAACAACUAAAUGGUUGCAAGCGGCAAAGUUAACGCCCAAAAAAAUGAUUGAAAGAUCACAAUCGCAGUUGAUACGAUUAGAUAAGAGCAUUGUUGAAGGGCUGCAAGACAUAGUUCUAGUAUUAGAAGACCAGCUCAGGCCAUUGGUCCUAGCUGAGCUAUCACUACUUGUGGAUAUACUCUAUCGCCCGGAACUUUUAUUUCCUACCGUUGCUGCAGCUGCUGCAGUUGGUGACACUGCUUCUGUUGCAGUAGCUGCUGCAGCGUGUGGUGUUACUGGUUUUAUCAACAGGCUCAUUAAACAUACAGAACAAUUGUUAGAAGAAAAAGAAGACAAAUUAUGUGUUAAAGUUUUAAAAACUUUGCAAGAAAUGAUGGCUAUGGAUUUGGAUUACGGUGACAAGGGUGAUGCACUGAGGCAAAGCUUGCUAGUGAGGUACUUCAAUGGAGGCGCGAUUGGUACCGGCGUAAUGGGUAUGUAUAAUUCAAGUGAUAGUGGAAUUGACACAUCUGAUCAAGAUGGCAAUGAUGGCAAUGCCAACACUACGGAUGAUGAUGAAGGUAACAAUGAUGACGUUUCUACGACUUCUGGUAGCCAACUCAUGGGCUCCUCUGCUACUGGAGAUUCUUUGACAAAAACAGUGACUAUCAAUCAUCAGCAACAUUUACCUCCACCUCCGUCAACAACUUCAUGGUCACCUCCGCCCCCAAUAUCAUUUAGAUCUGAACAGCAACAACAACACAGAGUCACUCAUGGACCUGGUGCGAAAUUCUUGCAACGAGCUGGACUUACUUUACACGAGGUACAGACCCACCUGGAUAGAGAAGGAGCAUCCGAUUUAGUUGUUGAACUCAUCAUAAAGUCAGCUGCAGCGUCAGCAGCCGCGGCAUCAAUGUCUGGUGGCAAUGGUAGUGGUGGUGGUUCUGUUGGUGGAUUCUUUGGUUCAAUUGGUGGCGUUGGUGGUAAUUUUUUUGGCAGCAAUUACUACUUCGGUAGUGGUGUAGGAGCAAAUGGUUUUGGGCCAUCGGCUUCAGCCGCAGCUGCAGCCCUCUCCGCAUCUCCAUCUUACUCAAUAUUUGUCGAAGCUGUGCAACUGGGCGUCGCCCUGUUGGAAGGUGGCAACCCCGUUGUUCAGCGUAGCGUUUACAACAAACUAUUGUCACCAUUGCCGCCAGGUACAGCAGCUGCUGCAGCAGCUGCAGCUUCAGCUGGCGGUGGUGCUGGUGGUGGACGAAGUGGUGGUGCUAGUCCAACUGACCCAUCAGUGAACUGCUGUCAACUAUUUUUCCGAGUUUUUUAUGAUAAAAUGCGUGACGCUCAAAACGAAAUAAAGUCAACGGUUAUAGUAUCAGUAAAUACAGCUGCCACGACAGCCGCAGCUCAGGCCGCGCAACAGCAACAACAAGAAGCUGAAAUGGCUGCAAAUGGACGACGCACUGUUAAUGGUCAACAAAACCGUGGUGGUCAGCGACGACAAAACAACCGCUUUGAUCGAAAUCUCGGUAAAAAAGGUGGUAAAACUACUUCAAGAUCCAGAGGUUUUGGCAAAACGCGUCAAAUAUUAAUGACUGACGAACUACGUGAAGAACUAGCGCAAGCUGCAGCAGCUACUAGCCAUGCGUAUGCAGUUGGUGCUCGAAAUUUGUCAGUUACGUCUUCAACAAAUUCUACGACUGGUGAACAAGAAAAUGAGGACAAUGAUGAAGGACACUUAUCAUCGAUAGCUGAUGAUGUUAACAGCACUGCAGCUGAUAGACUUCAACGGGCUGAUGAUUCAUAUUACUACUAUUACCACAGGCAACAAGAACAGCAGCAACAGUAUCUGCAGCAACAACAACAACAACAGCAACAGCUGCUUUCGCCUAAAAUUCUGAUCAUGCAACCUAUAUUGCGCUUCUUGCAACUUCUGUGUGAAAACCACAAUCGUGAUCUACAGAACUUGCUUCGAAAUCAAAAUAACAAAGUCAAUUAUAACCUAGUAUCUGAAACGUUGAUGUUUUUGGACUGUAUAUGUGGUUCGACAACAGGUGGCUUAGGAUUAUUGGGUCUAUAUAUCAACGAAAACAAUGUAUCACUUAUCAAUCAAACACUAGAAACGCUAACAGAAUACUGUCAGGGACCCUGUCAUGACAAUCAGAAUUGUAUUGCUACGCAUGAAUCCAACGGUUUGGAUAUAAUUACAGCACUUAUACUUAAUGAUAUAAAUCCAUUGGGAAAAACGCGCAUGGAUCUAGUACUGGAGCUGAAAAACAAUGCAUCUAAAUUGUUGCUGGCCAUCAUGGAGAGUCGAGGGGAUGGUGAAAAUGCUGAGCGUAUUCUUUACAAUAUGAACCCUAAGCAGUUGGUUGAUGUGGCAUGUCGGGCGUACUAUCAGCAGCAAUACAAUGUGACGUCAUUGUCUGCGCGACGACAACGUCGUGGUGGUAAACUGACCGUGGCAUAUGGCAUUGACGAUGAUUACUGUGACGACGAUGAUGAGGAUGAUGAAGAUGAAGAAGACGACGACGAUCAAGAAGAUUGUGAUGAAGAUGACUGCCAUAUCGAAGAUAUACGACUGGGCAGAGGAGCGUCAAUUAGCAGUGGCCGCAGUCGUGGUACCGGUGGUGCAGGUGCUAUAGACGGUGACUGUGAUGACGAUGACGACGACGAUAGCGGUGUUUCGCCAAAAGAAGUAGGCCACAACAUUUAUAUAUUGUGCCACCAGCUAGCGCAGCAUAAUAAAGAGUUGGCUGGUUUACUAAAACCUAAUAGCUUGUACUGUAGCGAAGUCGAAGGUGUUCAGGCAACAGGUGGACAAAACCAACAGCAGCAGCAGCAGCAACAGCAACAGCUACUACAACAACAAAAUCAAGUCGACCCCCGAGUCAACCGAGCUUUAGUAUAUUAUGCAUCGCAUACGGCUCAAAUAGAGAUUGUCCGGCAUGAUAGAACCCUAGAACAAAUAGUGUUUCCCAUACCCGAGAUUUGUGAAUACUUGACCCGUGACACUAAAAUCAAGAUCUACAAUACAGCUGAACGCGAUGAUCAAGGAUCCAAAGUUUCUGACUUUUUCGAAAAAACUGAUGACAUGUUUAAUGAAAUGAUGUGGCAAAAAAAGCUGAGAGCUCGGCCGUCGUUAUUUUGGGUUAGCAGCUUCAUGUCAUUAUGGAGCAACAUUUUGUUUAAUUGCGCCGUGAUCAUCAAUCUUAUUGUAGCAUUUUUCUACCCAUUUGACAUUGGUGGUAGCGGUAGCAGUAGUAACAACGGUGGUGAUGGGCAACGCCGUCGUAUGAUAUCUGCUUUAGGUGGCCACGUUUCUGCGGCUGUAUGGCUUGGACUGUUGGCUUCAAUCUGUGCAGCUGCAUUUUUGGUGUGGGCUAGAGACGAUGAUAAUGCUGAUGAUGUCGAUGAUGUCGAAGACGACGACGACGACGACGAAAACGAAGAUGAUGGUGGGGGUGGUGAUCGAGAUCAACAACAACAACGAAAAACGACUCGUCGCCGUAGACAGCAACGUAGGCGUAGGCGUAGGCGUACAUUGCUGACGACCCGGACAAGCCGACGAAGGUGGACGGCUGCAGUACGCAUCACUCUGGUCGUUACAGCUAUCCUCCGGUUAAUAUUGUCUGUGGGCCCGGAACCGACACUUUGGCUAUUGGGUGCGAUCACGGUUGUAAUGAAAAGCGUGCACAUUAUCAGUAUCAUGGGUAAUCAGGGUACUUUUACCAAGCGUCUGGGUCAGAUAUUGGCUUCAGCCGAAAUUCUCUACCAUCUGAUGUAUAUCAUGUUUUGCAUACUUGGCCUGUGUAUGCAUCCGUUUUUCUAUAGCGUAUUGUUGUUGGAUGUUGUGUACCGUGAAGAAACGUUAUUGAAUGUCAUACGGUCGGUCACGCGCAAUGGUCGAUCUAUAAUACUGACCGCCGUUUUAGCUCUCAUACUGGUCUACUUAUUCUCUAUAAUCGGCUACAUGUUCUUCAAAGACGAUUUUCUAGUGCAAGUUGACGACGAUGUCGUAUUUGACACCAGUGGUGGUGACGACCAGCAAGCCUGUUCAGCAGCUGCAGCGACGGCAGAUAAUCUUAACUGCGACGAUGGUGGUAGCAGCUUAACAAGAUCUUCGUUGUCUGUAGAUAUGGGUGGUGGUGAUCGAAAAGAAAGAGCUUGUGACUCGUUGAUCAUGUGCAUAGUAACAACAUUAAACCAGGGUUUAAGGAACGGCGGUGGCAUAGGUGACAUACUUCGAGCGCCCAGUAGUGAGGAACCUCUUUUUGUGGCUCGGGUUGUUUAUGAUCUACUAUUCUUCUUCAUUGUCAUCAUUAUCGUUUUGAACUUGAUUUUUGGUGUCAUCAUCGAUACAUUCGCUGACCUCCGUAGUGAAAAGCAACAAAAAGAACUGAUACUGAAAAACACGUGUUUUGUUUGUGGACUCAAUAGAUCUGCAUUUGACAAUAAAACCGUAAGUUUUGAAGAGCACAUUAAAUGUGAACACAACAUGUGGCACUAUUUGUAUUUUAUCGUUUUGGUCAAAGUAAAAGACCCAACUGAGUUUACGGGUCCUGAGAGUUAUGUGUACGCUAUGGUCAAGGACCGUAAUUUAGACUGGUUUCCACGUUUAAGAGCAAUGUCAUUGCUAAUGGCUGCCCAAGUUGAUAGUGAAGGCGAGCAGGUGGAGCUUAGAGGUUUACAAACACAAUUGGAAACUACUCAGACAUUAGUGGCAUUAUUAUCACAACAGCUUUCUGAACUCAAAGAACAGAUGACAGAACAACGAAAACAACGACAACGAAUUGGACUGUUAAAUUCGACCAGUGCAUAUUACGGCAUAGGAGGAGGCAGUGGAGUUAAUGUUUUGCGUCAGCAAAAUCAAAUGGGCAUAUUGUGAGAAGCCAAAUGCAACAUAAUAAUAUUCUCCGUUCUCUCUUGAAAAAUUAAUACAUGCAAUUUCUUUUAAUUAUUCAAUACAAUACGCACACAGAAAUGUCUGUAAUAAAAAACAUUACUAAUGGGAUUAGCAAUAUACUAAAUACUUAAACCACGGGGUACUUAGAAUUCAGUUAUUUAUAAUAUUAUUGUUUUAAUGGUAGGUAAUUUAAUUGUUAUUUAAAAAAAAAAUAUAAAAAAAUAUAAAAAUGAAACAUUUUAAAGUCUGACAUUUUUGUAGGUAGAACAGGGUAGUUUAUUUUCUAAAAAAAAAAUCAUUAAAUAUUUUAAAGUUUAAUUUUAUUGUUGACAUUUUUGUUAUAGACAAAUAUUGUAUUAAUAUUUUAUAUAGUUUAGUAUCUAUGUUA